CAUUUCUAUAAAUCCUUCCUCUCCAUCUAUUUGCACUUUCACAAACCAAUCAAACAACUCUAGCACAACUAUUAGUCUUCUGCUAUCACCAUUUUGCGAGUUUCAGGAGAAUUGUGUGAACAUGUUACGUUGCAGGGAAAUGAGCGUUCUUGAAAGGCAAAAGGCGGUGUUGGAAUGUCUUUAUAACCAUUCUAAACAGCAGCUUUCUUCUCUGCCUCAGCAAGAUCUUGCUCACUUUAACAGUUUGAUAACCAGGCAUAUGAUGAUGGGCUGCGUUGGGGAGAAUUUUACCGACUAUAAUUGUCAAGAAAUGGCUCGUCCCUCUUUGUCGACUGUCACAAAUUCAUCGAUUACAACAGUGUCUCCCCCGCCAGAGAAAGAAAAUGAUUUGAGUACCAUUAUAGCUCCCAGAGAAAAUGUUGUGUCAACCAAGAAGAGAAAAGCUGAGCAGUUUUUGGAGUCAGAGAUCAGUGAUAAAAGCCAAGGGGGGACAAUAGGGAACGAUUCAAAGGAGAAUUCUAAGACGUCUGAGGUUCAAAAGCCCGAUUACAUUCAUGUCAGGGCACGUCGUGGUCAAGCCACUGAUAGCCACAGCUUAGCAGAAAGGGCUAGAAGGGAGAAAAUCAGUAAGAAGAUGAAAUAUUUACAAGAUUUAGUCCCAGGUUGCGACAAAGUGACUGGGAAAGCUGGAAUGCUAGAUGAAAUUAUCAAUUACGUUCAAUCUCUUCAGAAACAAGUCGAGUUUCUUUCAAUGAAACUUGCAACUCUGAAUCCUAGGCUUGAUUUGAACACAGAUAAUUUUUUCACCAAAGACUUCCCCUCUUACAUAGCCACUACUUUUCCAACAGCAUCAAUGCCAACACUUUCAGAAUAUAACCUGAUCCAACACGAGCAAGGAAGUAGUGGUGAUGUUGCACAGAUGUUACCACAAAGAAGAGAUUUAAUGUCAUUUCCAGAAGCUUUUGCAGUAGUACAGCAGCAACAGCCAAAUUUUGAGACUGAUUUACAGAGCCUUUUCAGUGUUGGCUUUAACUAGCUAAACAAGAUUGAAGUGCAGAAGGGUCUAAUGGCAAUUCAAUUGAUUUUGAUGCUCAUUCCAAUGGCUCAUGUACACAAAAUUCACAUCCUUCAAAUGAAGUCAAAAGUUUUUAAAGUUAGCAGACUACAUUAGAGAGCAACCCCCCAGAAAUCACAUUUAAGAGAAAUCUUACAUCUUACACAUUUAUAAGGCAUCUUGUAAUUUGUUCAUAUGUAUAGCCAAAGCUGCAUCCAGCCUGAUAUGUAAUAGAAGAUUGAAUUUCUACUCUUUUUA
Lycium ferocissimum is the source of this 1312-nucleotide messenger RNA. RefSeq names its product transcription factor HBI1. The record is from RefSeq and is a predicted model, not a curated record. NCBI's taxonomy places the organism in Eukaryota, Viridiplantae, Streptophyta, Magnoliopsida, Solanales, Solanaceae. Gene Ontology annotation, cellular component: nucleus. Bases 122 to 1036 code for a protein of 304 amino acids. Gene Ontology annotation, biological process: regulation of DNA-templated transcription. The transcript has 4 exons. Gene Ontology annotation, molecular function: DNA-binding transcription factor activity; protein dimerization activity.